AAGGGCAGGCUGCAGGAGCAGGGAUUGGUGCUGCUACUGGCUCUUUCCCUGCAGUCCUGCGGAGGAAACUGGUGCUUCCUUCUUCUCUUCCAGCGGAGAGUUUUGGAUGUGGUAAUGCCAGCCAGACUUCUCAGAGCCCUGGCCGGAUCUCACCGUAUAUUGUCAAAAGCCCAUCAGUGCCAAAGACUUGUUCAUCUAACGUUAGAACCACUUAAGGAAUUUGAAAAUGCGACAUGCAGCACGCUGACAAUGCAUCAAAACUUGGAUUUGUUCUUUCCCGAUAUUUCAGCUGGUGGUUUGAGUAAGUCUCAGAUCCUGGAAACGAACCAGAAAAUAUCAAAUACAGGCACACUCUCUCCAUUAAAUGCUACACAUUGCCAGGAUGAAAAAGCGCACUCUCCAACCAUGAAAUCAUUUGGUACUCACAGGAAAGUGACCCGCAAACCAAAUCUAUUGGGUCCUAAAUGGUUUAUGAAAAUAUUAAAGAGGCAUCAUUCGUCUAUAUCAACUGAAACAUUUGUUCCGAAACAAGACCUUCCGCCGAUCAAGAGAUCACUAAAAGCAUCCAGGACCAGGCAACCGUCCAGGACCAACCUUCCAGUUCUGUCUGUGAACGAGGACCUGAUGCACUGCACAGCAUUUGCAACUGCAGAUGAAUAUCAUCUGGGAAAUCUGUCUCAAGAGCUGACCUCCCACGGAUUUGUUGAAAUAACAAGCUUGCCUAGAGAUGCAGCAAACAUUUUGGUGAUGGGUGUGGAAAAUUCUGCAAAAGAAGGUGAUCCUGGAACAAUAUUCUUCUUUAGGGAAGGAGCUGCUGUGUUUUGGAAUGUGAAAGACAAAACUAUGAAGCAUGUGAUGCAAGUUCUAGAAAGACAUGAGAUUCAGCCCUAUGAAAUUGCAUUGGUACACUGGGAAAAUGAAGAACUUAACUACAUAAAAACAGAGUAAGCAUCUUUUUAUCGAAUUUAUGGAAAGGGUACUUGGAAUAAACUAGGUAAAGCAGUAGAGGAGAAAUGUUCCAUUGUUAACUUUCUUUUUUCCCCAGUGAAACUGGCUAUUUGGGAAGCAUCACUGGAUAAAUUUAUUGAAUCUAUUCAGUCAAUUCCAGAGGCUUUAAAAGCUGGGAAGAAAGUGAAACUAUCUCAUGAAGAAGUCAUGCAGAAAAUGGGUGAACUCUUUGCCCUAAGGCACCGUAUAAACUUGAGUUCCGACUUCUUGAUUACUCCUGAUUUCUACUGGGACAGAGAAAACCUGGAAGAACUUUAUGAUAAAACUUGCCAGUUCCUUAGCAUUACCCGACGAGUUAAGGUCAUGAAUGAAAAACUUCAGCACUGUAUGGAACUAACGGAUCUGAUGCGGAAUCAUCUGAAUGAGAAGAGGGCGCUCCGCUUGGAGUGGAUGAUUGUCAUCCUCAUCACUAUAGAGGUAAUGUUUGAGCUGGGACGAGUAUUUUUCUGACCAAGUGAUAACCGAAGUGUCAUCACAAGAGAUGUUCAAGUUCUGCAAUCAAAAAUAAAUGUUCACUAUUGGGUGACCUCUUAUUUAAUAGGUAUUUAAUUUUUUUUAA
Propithecus coquereli (Coquerel's sifaka) is the source of this 1567-nucleotide messenger RNA. It is a transcript of the gene RMND1, whose product is annotated as required for meiotic nuclear division 1 homolog (S. cerevisiae). Lineage: Eukaryota; Metazoa; Chordata; Mammalia; Primates; Indriidae. The record is from RefSeq and is a predicted model, not a curated record. The transcript is spliced from 11 exons. Gene Ontology annotation, biological process: positive regulation of mitochondrial translation.